Molecule: messenger RNA, 7230 nt
Organism: Chilo suppressalis (striped riceborer)
Lineage: Eukaryota; Metazoa; Arthropoda; Insecta; Lepidoptera; Crambidae
Source: the annotation of a GenBank genome assembly
AUUUGACAAUGACAUUUCGGACUCGCAAACGAUACGAAUUCGAUAAUGGUUCGUGCUAGGGGUACUGUUGUGUGUAUAGUUGAAAUAGCUCGUGACCACAAAAAUUAAAUUGCUAAAACUACAAGUAGGUAUUUAAAUAAUUAACACGGGUAUUUAAUGCUGCAUAAUGUUAUAACACGUGUUCUAUUAUAGACUGCGAUCCAAAAGUGAAUGAUUAAGAUUACCUUACAGAGAACAUUGUUAUUUAUAGAUUAAAUGUUGUAAUAUAAUCGCCGGUUAGAAAAGGCUAAUCCUAUGAAUCAUUUUCGUUUCUUGGUGAAAGCAUACGUACCUGCGAGAAGCAUCUUAAAUAUGUGUUCCUGUCCUCUCGAAUCCAUACCUAAGGUGGAUAUUGAUCCAUCUGGAGUAUUUAAAUACAUAUUAUUAAAAGUAUAUGGCAAGGAAAAGGAUAACCAGGAACCUUUUGUAACUAUUGUCCGAGGAUAUAAGAGAUGCAACUAUCAUGCUGAUAUUUUUGAUGAGGUACAAGAAAAACUUCAGCCAUUAGAUUGUGAGCCUUUAGGAGGAGGAAGAAUUUCACAUGAACCAGACAAUAAAAAAAUCCACAUCUAUGGGUACUCUCAAGGUUAUGGAAAAGCAGACCAUGAAAUAACUGCCAAGCUUGUUAAAGAUGCCUAUCCUCAGUAUACCAUCACUAUCAAUGAUGAGGGGUAUUAGAUAAUACACAUACAAUAGGGGUGAUGACGGGGUACAGUAAACGAAAUUCUAUUUAGUCCGUCAGUUAGAUGAUCAAAAAAUAAUGGACACAUAUUUUUUCUUUGGGCAAUCAACCAAAAAAUGACAAAGUUAUAGUGCAUCAAAGUUUGGGAGUAGGGGCUCGUGAUGUCACUUUUGAGUGAAUUUUCACUUAUGUGAAAAAAGAAAAAAUAUGUGUACUAAUACUUUUUGAUAAUCUACCUGAUAAACGAAGAAAAAAAAAUUUGUCAUCAUCCCUAUUAUAUUUGAACAAGAUCAUAAUAUUCAACAUCCUAUCACUUUAGUACCCUAAGGUAAUUUAAAAUGUAUAAAAGUAUUUUUAAUAGUUCUGCCUUUUAUUUGCUAUUUCACAAAAGUGAUGAUCUGCUCUUGCGAAAACUGUAUUUCUAGCAUGGUCGCCCGACCUAUACAUAGUAAAUACCACAUUAAUUAAUUCAAAUCAUUGACACAAAUAAAAACAAGAAGUCUAAUGGUGGAACUGCACCACUUAUCUGCUGUGUUGCGACUAUGUGCUAGCUAUUCGAUUUUCAUGCUUUUCGACUUCUCGGCACGCCUAAAGGAACUCUCUAUGGAAAUAGUGAACCACCAUUUGAUCUACAGUAGAUGAAUAAGUAUAAUUAGAAUUAAUAUGAAGUUUGCUACUAUACCGUAAGUCUGCGGAUCACUGGCUCUCAGUCUAAAAAGUUUUUGACCAGUGUGUGUUGCCAGUGAUGACCUACGGAAGCGAGAAGUGGUCCUUUACUGCGGGGCUCAUAAGAAGGCUCAAGGUCACUCAACGAGCAAUGGAGAGAGCUAAGCUCGGUGUUUCCCUACGCGAUAGAAUCAGAAAUGAAGAAAUCUGUAGGAGAACCAAAGUAGGCAGACCCGUCUUUCCCAGUGGGCACUUUGGGCAAGUGCCCAAGGCCCCGCGAUAGAUCAAAUACAAACUCCCUAGUUCCUGUUAAAUCACCAAACGGAACUCAUAGGGGCUCCAUUAUUCUAAUAUGCCCAGGGCCUCCAAUAGGUCAAAGACGGCACUGAAAGUAGGUAACCGAUAUCGCUCGAACGAUGGCUCUGCUGAAGCGGCAGUGGGCGGGACACAUAGCAAGAAGAACCGAUAGCCUUUGGGGUGGAAAGGUUCUGAAAUGGUGACCACGACCGGACUACGCUCAGUGGGCAGACCCCUACAAGGUGGACCGACGAUCUUGUGAAGGUCGCGGGAAGCCGAUGGAUGCGAGUGGCGUAGGACCGAUCGGUGUGGAGAUCCUUGGGGGAGGCUUAUGCUCAGCAGUGGGCGUCGUACGGCUGACAUGAUGAUGAUAGUGGAUAUUGUGAAAUAAAAUUGAUGUGAUUGUGUUAAAAUCGUCUGUGCAACUGAAGAGUUAACGGAAUCUAAAAUAUUCGCUAUAGUGAUUGUGAGAUUUAUUGUAGUGUUGACUUUUCGAGAAAGCUGACUCGAUACAUUUCGUGCCAAACGCUCCAAGAAGCAUUAGAAUGUGUUACACCAACAUUGUAGUGUAAAAAAAAGAAGAUUUAUAACUAAAGACCAGGCUGUAUGGGCAUUUUUCCCUUUGCCUUCCCUAAAACGGGAGAAUCCUAAAAAAAAUAUAGCCGAAAUAGAGAAACUCACGGCCGUAAAACUUAAAAAAAGCAAGCAUGUCAUGUCAAUAGAGCUGUAAAGUAACGAGAUAUUUGAUACUCGUAUGUAUUCGUUACUAUAAAAUCAAUACUCGUUACUUUCGAUACUAGUGUAAAGCACUGCAUUGAUCGUGUCGAGUCGAGUUAUAUAUAAUAUGACGUUGUACGUUUAAAUUUCAAUUUCAGCUUCAAACUUUGUCUAAUCACUUUCCUUAGUUACUAUACUUAUAAUAGUAUACUAGAUUGAAGUCCAACUGUCAUCACAUUCAUAAUACUUAUUUUUUAACUGUUGACCUCUUGCAGUAUACAUAUUUGUUGUUGUUUAAACAAUAAUUUUUCGUAACGAGUGUUUAAAUACAUUCUGUGGCGGUCGCUGGGUUUGCAGUAAAUGAAGCCACACUGGAUAUUUUUGAUGAACAGUAUUUCUGUAAUGUAAUUUUAACAAGUGUAGUACAGUGGCCGCUCCGGCGACGCACAAAACGUAACUGAACUGAACUCAUUCCAGUCACUUAAUCCAUUCAUUCUUAUGUAUGUUUCAUUCACAUUCUAUUCAACGAACAAUAAUAAGUAUUUGUUCAUCACGAAACUUAAGAUGAUACAACGCAAGAUGAGCAAACUGAUUCAAUUCAAGCAUCAAUGUUACAUGCGCAGUUGAAUUCGUACGUCCGUACACAGAAUCGAAUUGACAUCAUUAUUACCCUUAGUGCGAGUUUUACAAUUACUACGAAAACUAUGAUAGCUGUUUUCGUGAGCUCAAACUAGUACUAAGGGUACAGCACAUCACAUACGAGUAACGAAAUGUAUUAGUAACGAUUCGUUACUUGAAGUCAGGUGAUGUACCCGUUACUUGGUAACGAAUACAUACGGUUUGUUACAGCUCUACAUGUCAAAGUCAGACUUUUACCCAAGGACUUUUACGUGAAAACAAAUCUCCGCUUUGCAAUCGUUUGAUUUUGAGUUGUACUUGUACACAGGCACGAGGUUUGCAUGCUUUGCGAUACUUAACUUUGGAUAGUGGAUAGCUACAUAACUUAAUUAAAUUUGUUUUUUCUAAAAUGGCAAAUUUUACAACAGACAGCAAAUUAUGUAUAGAUCGUGAGAUACAUAUCGAACAACACGACUAUAGUGACUUGCUUUUAACUUUUGAUAUCGAAGGAACUUGCAAAUGGAUAGCAGAUAAUAAGUUUACGAAGAUUUCACUUCAAUUUCCUGAUGAAUUAUUGCCAGCUAGCACUAUAAUUUAUGAUGAACUAAGGAAAAGAAUUGAUGCCGAUUUAUACGUACUUGGAGACACAUCAUACGCCAGUUGUUGUAUUGAUACUGUAGCAGCAAUGCAUGUGAAAUCUGAUGCAGUUGUUCACUAUGGCCACACCUGUUUCUCCAAAACCAACAUUCCUGUUUACAUUGUACUACCAAAAGCAGAAUUAAAUAUUGAUAAAACCAUAAAAAUUAUCACAGAGAAUCUACAGACACUUAAAGAUACCAAAGUCUGUCUACUUUAUGGAGCAGAAUUUGAUCAUUGCAAAGAAAAUUUAAAGAAACUUUGGUUCCAAAGUUACCCCGGAAGCUACAUUGGUUACAUUGAAAAAGAAGAACACAAAGAUAGAUUCUUAGGCCGACUUCUCAAAGAUGCUACUGGUCAGAUAUAUGUGGUGGAUGUUCUCAAAGACUGUACUUGUGUGUAUAUUGGUUCCAGAGGACAAACAAUGUUUAAUUUGGCCAUUUCUAUUGCAGCCAAGAGUUGGUAUCUUUUGGACCCUGAAAAGAUGAAAUUAGAGCACAUGGAAGAAGCACAUUGGAUUAAACGUAGACGCUUCUUGGUUGAAAAGUGUAAGGAUGCCGAUGUUAUUGGUAUUCUGAUUUGUAAGCUGGCUGGUGAACAGACUAAAGAUAUUAUAAAUAGAAUGAAGCAGCUAUGUCGCAUCAAUGGCAAGAAAAGCUACAUUGUAUCAGUAGGAAAGCCAAAUGUUGCCAAAUUAGCAAAUUUUCCAGAGAUAGAUAUAUAUACAAUGAUAGCAUGUCCAGAAAAUGAUUUGUAUAAUAGCAGAGAGUUCUACAAACCUAUUGUUUACCCUUAUGAAUUAGAAGUAGCUUUGAACUCUAAAAGGGAUCCAUAUUUUACAACACAUAUCACAGAUUAUGAUGAGUUACUCACUGGAAAUCGACAUCACUGUGAUAUUGAUUGUAUCAAGGAAAUCACAGAUGUUAGCCUCAUUACAGGCAAGAUAAGGGAGACUAAAGUGGACCACAGGCAAGAAUCCACAAUGGAAUUGGAUAAAAAACAAAAUUGGGCCCUAGAAAAUAUUGGGAACAAUCUUGAAAGCAGGUCUUGGAAAGGUUUAGAGCAAAUGUUGGGUGAAACUGAAGUUAAAAAAGCUGAAGCAGGCCGCAAGGGUAUACCUCUCCACUAUAAAAAUGAGCCAAAUUAAACUGCUUUUAUUUAUUUGUCAGUCUUCCCUAUAGUGCUAGGCAGGACGUGGCAUUUUAUUUUAUAAAUGUACUUUUGGCGUAAUGCAUAUAACCAACUGGUCAUACACCUUUAGGAGGGGAAAGCUGCUUAUGGAAACUUCUGGCCACUUUUGUGUUGCAAUUUACUUCAUAUUCUAAUUUAAGAGAACUGAAAAAUAAAACAGUAGGUAAUAAACCAAUUUUUUUAUUUAUAAUUUUGAACAAUAUUAUUUUAUUUAUAGAUGCUCCAUGUUAAGCCAUAUAAAAUUUUGAAUUUUUAUUUAUAGCAAAAAAGAGCAUUUUACUUACAUUUACACUUUUUGAUUAAUUGGAUUUUGUGGUGACUUCAGCCAUUCUUUUCUUAGCAUUUGUUUAAGUUGUGACAAUCUAAGAGUAGGGUUCUCAGCUUUUAACCUAGGAAGUUGUACUGUUUCAUAAGCGGUGUAUGCAGCUUUGAGACGUUUUUCAGGAUGUUUAUCAACAUCAGACUGUUCACUGAAACAAAACAAUAGAUCUUAUUUAUUAGUACAACAACAAACAAUAUUAUUUUGUACUUCACAAUUCCAAAUGAAGUAUUUUAAUUUUUACCUCAGGAGUGAGAUAGCCUCAUCAACUGUUUGAGCAACUUCUCCAUCCAACUGAAUUCGGUUGAGAUUCUCUUCUAGAGGGGGUUCUUCUAUAACCACCCGUGAAGGCUGAAAUUUUUCAGUAAAAAAUUGACAUAUAUAACAAAUGGUUAAAGUAAUAAUUGGCUAUCAAGAAUAUUUAUCAAAUGAAAUCAGAUAUUAAGUUAGAAACUUUUAACAUUAUUGGAUGGGUGGCAAAAGUAAUGAACUCCUAAAAUUUUAAGACACCUUUCUUUGUGCUUACUGGAAUAACUAAAUUGAUCCUUACUGAUGGUAUAAGAAGUGAUUCCUGAACAAAAAGCUUUAUGAUUUCAUAAAAAAAUUUAAGUUUUCUCUUAACAUACAAAUAGCAAAUCAAUAAUAGAUACAACCUGAACAAUAACAGGUUUCUUCAGAUGUUACAGAAGUAUUACAAGGAAAAUAGUAAAAGCAAAGUAAAUUAGCAACAUUAUAAAUGACUAAUCCACUUUACUCCUACCAACAACAUUAAAUACCAACACGAACAAAAUUGUGGCCAAAACCUGUCCAAAAUGUAUAUUGGGCAAUCUACGGAGCUCCGUAAGAUGAUUGCAUAGCCAAAAACAAUGUAUGGCAUAUUUCGAACAUUGAAAGUCACCUUUAAUGCAUACUGUAUAGUGUCUUCAUUAAAACGCAAGCAUUAAAGAGUUAAGACAGUUUGAAAUGCAAGCUCGUAAAAUUUUAGAAUUUUUGCUAUGUGCAGUAGAAUAUAGAACUUAGUUCUUUGAGUCUACACGCAAUUCUGAAUGCACUGUUACCAAUAUAGCAGGUACGGCUUGUGAUAAAAAGAGAUGGCUAUAUUACCGACCAUAAAUUUGAAUAUCACAAAUUAUCUAUUUAAUCAGUUCAUAGUAAGUAUUAGAACAAAAUAUGCUUCAAAUGUGUGAAAGAACAUAUUAAACAUUGAUUAUGUACCUGUCAAAAAAACGACACUACAUACUAUUAUUUUUUUGCAUUUUUUCAUGGAGCUCUAGCAUCUUGACUUUUCAAUGGUCAUUGGGACAAAUCUUGAGUGCAUGUGGUGUAUCUGGGGUUUUUAAUAUUGUUGACUCCUACCCUAAUUAUGUAGAUACAAAGUCGAUUCAUACAUUGACAAAACAUUCCUAUUAGUGUCACCUUAAUUGCCCAAAAUAACAGUAAAUGUUACUUGUUAACACAUCCUUAUGAAUAAUGACUUCUACUACCUGAGAUUUCACAGGUUCAGCUUUGUUGAUUUUUUCCUUAACUUGUGAAAUCUGGGCUCUAGUAAUCUUUGGUGGAGGAGGUGCUUUUGUAUUUCCUUUAAUUGAAUCUAAUUCUUUUUCCAAUAACGCUUUUGCUUCAGCUUUUUUCUGUAACUGCUCUUGCCUUUUUUUCUCUUGUUCCUCCUGUGAAACAGAAACUGAAUUGAUUAUUUCCAAGUUUUUUUUUAUUACUCCAAUAAAAAAAAAAUUUAACCUUUUUUUGCUGUUUUUUCUUCAGUUUUUCAUCAUCAUCCUCCCACUGCGCAUCUUCUAUCAUUUUCUUUGUUUUCUGUUCCUUCUCCUGUUUAGCAUCUUCUUUGCGCUGCCUUGCAGCGACUGCUUUGCUAUUUUCUCCAGCAAAUUUCUUCGGCAUGUCUGCUGCUGUGCUACAGAAAACCAGACGAUGCUAAAAAAUAUGUACUUACCUUAUAUCUUAUAGUAUAAUAUCAAUGAAGGUAACACAAAAAUAAUUGUGAUUGGUGCAAUGAUAAUCGCUAAUUCGCAAAACAAAUAAAUUGUAAAUUUUAAGUGUAAUCCAAUAC